Sphaerodactylus townsendi is the source of this 6404-nucleotide messenger RNA. RefSeq names its product ATPase phospholipid transporting 10B (putative) (gene ATP10B). Gene Ontology annotation, cellular component: plasma membrane. NCBI's taxonomy places the organism in Eukaryota, Metazoa, Chordata, Lepidosauria, Squamata, Sphaerodactylidae. The record is from RefSeq and is a predicted model, not a curated record. Gene Ontology annotation, molecular function: ATP hydrolysis activity; magnesium ion binding; ATPase-coupled intramembrane lipid carrier activity. Gene Ontology annotation, biological process: phospholipid translocation. The coding region runs from base 97 to 4491 and encodes 1464 amino acids. The transcript is spliced from 21 exons.
UUUACCAUGUAGCAAAUCAGCUGAAAUGCUUAACCCUGAAUUUUCUAAAACUUGCUCUGUUAAAGUGUGACUUUGAGGCAGGAAGAUGAUAAAGAAAUGUGCUCUAUACAAUUCAUAAGGGACAGACUUUGGUUCCGAAGCCCAUGCUGCCAGAGUGCAACUUCAGAUUCUUCAACUUGUAAUGAGGAGCCCAUGAGGAGGUGGAAGAGGAAAAAGAGGAAAGAAGAAACCAAAAGAGUGGUUGUUUCUAACUUGCCUUUUGAAGGCAACAGGUGGAAAGACAACCCAAACAGACAUUAUGGCGGCAACAAAAUCAAAACAACAAGAUAUUCACUCCUGUCUUUUAUUCCCAAAAACGUCUUUGAGCAAUUCCAUCGCUUUGCCAAUAUAUAUUUUGUGGCCAUUGCAGCACUCAAUUUUGUGCCUGUGGUCAAUGCCUUCGAGCCAGGUAUAUCCGUGAUCCCAGUUUGUGUUAUAAUGGCUGUCACAGCCAUCAAAGAUGCCUGGGAGGACUUUCGAAGAUUCAAGCUGGACAAGGAAAUCAAUGGAAUGGACUGUCUGGUAUACAGCAGAAGCAAAAAGACCUACAUUGAAAAGUGCUGGAAAGAUGUGCGCGUGGGAGACUUUGUGCAACUGCAGUGUAAUGAGAUAAUCCCCGCUGACAUCCUGCUGCUCUAUUCCUCUGAUCAGAAUGGGAUCUGUCAUUUGGAAACAGCAAGCCUCGAUGGGGAAACCAAUCUUAAACAACGACAAGUAGUGAAAGGAUUCUCUAAUCAGAAUGCUGAAUUUGAUCCAGACUUAUUCCAAAACAUCAUUGUUUGUGAAAAACCCAACAAUGAUCUUAAUGAAUUUAAAGGUUAUAUGGAGCAGCCUGAUCUCACACGCAUUGGUUUUAAUAGAGAAAGCCUUCUUCUUCGUGGAUGCACACUGAGGAACACAGAAGUUGCCACAGGAAUUGUUAUCUAUGCAGGCCAUGAAACCAAAGCCAUGUUAAAUAACAGCGGUCCUCGUUAUAAACGCAGCAAAAUAGAACAACGAAUGAAUAUUGAUAUAUUCUUUUGUGUGGGACUGUUGAUCAUCAUGUGUCUUGUUGGAGCAGUAGGCCAUGGGAUUUGGAAUGGGCUUUUCUUAGAACCCCCUUUGUACAUCAUCCCAGACAUAAAUGGCAACUAUCUUGCUCCAGCUGUGGCAGGUUUCUACAUGUUCCUGACAAUGAUUAUCCUUUUACAGAUUUUAAUCCCUAUCUCCCUCUAUGUGUCGAUUGAACUGGUCAAGUUGGGUCAAGUUUUCUUUAUUCAUAAUGAUAUCGACCUGUAUUGUGAGGAGCAAGAUCUGCCGAUACAGUGCAGAGCCCUAAAUAUCACUGAAAACCUGGGACAAAUCCAGUAUAUAUUCUCAGACAAAACGGGGACCCUGACUGAAAACAAGAUGGUGUUUCGACGAUGUACAAUCAAUGGGAAGGAAUUUUCACAUCAGGAAAAUGCCAAACGAUUGGAGACCUUCAAGGAGCUGGAUUCAGAUAGUGAAGAAUGGACAAAACAUUUCAGUCUCCCUUCAAACAAGGGUGGAGAAACAACCACUUUAACAAAGAUGCCCAUUAAACCAUUAAGGAGGAGUCAGAGUGCUCGGGCUCAUUUUCAGGGGCACACAAGAAACAGAUCUCUGGGGCGCUGCGGAAGCUCUCGGUCUCAGGUGGCAUUCAGUAGCAUUAUAGAAAAGGUUGUUACCCCAGACAACAGGUUGUUGAUGAAAGUAAGAAAUGCAUCAUGCCAGCUGGAAUCUUUGACACCGUUUACGUCUGUAAAGACCACCUCUUCCAUCACUGACUUUUUUCUUGCCUUGACCCUCUGCAACACUGUGGUUGUCUCCACAGCAACUGAUCCAAGACAAAGGGUUACUACUCUGCCCCUAAUGAAACCAGCAGGAAUUUCCCUGGAGAGAAUCCACCAGCUGUUUCAGCGGCUAAAGCUGGCAAGCCUCAACUAUUCUUUCACAUCAACUCAAUCUUGUUCGGACACAGGAGACAGUUUUAGCACAGAAAGCACCAGAGUCUGUGCCAAUUCUGGUGAAAGAAAUUAUUUUUCUCCACAAAGCUGCUCAACCUUAACAGAUUAUGACAGUUUUCAAGAAGACUCGAUGAUUCCAGAAGCAGCCUCUGGGGCCCAUGAUGGCUACUUGCAUGAGAUCUGUGAGACAGAUACCAAAGGGUCUUUGCAGCCAGAAUUCUGUUACGAGGCUGAAAGCCCAGAUGAAGCAGCCCUUGUCCAUGCGGCCUGUGCGUACCAGUUUACAUUAGUGUCCAGAACUGCUGAACAGGUGACUGUGAGAUUGCCAGAGGGCACUCUCCUGACUUUCGACCUCUUGUAUACUUUGGGAUUUGACUCCAAUAGGAAAAGAAUGUCUGUGGUGGUGAGGCAUCCUCUGACCAAGGAGAUAAUUGUCUAUACCAAAGGGGCUGACUCUGUCAUAAUGGACUUAUUGGAAGACCCUGCCAGAGCUACCAUGACCAUGGAAAAAAGGAUAAGAAAAGUAAGGGUUCAAACACAGAAACAUCUAGAUUGGUAUGCACGAGAUGGCCUAAGAACUUUGUGCAUAGCUAAGAAGGUUCUAAGUGAAGAUGACUUUCGGAAAUGGGCCAACUUCCGUCACGAGGCAGAAACUGCAAUUGACAACAGAGAGGAGCUAUUAAUGGAAACAGCAUAUCAUCUGGAGACUAAACUUACUUUACUAGGAGCAACUGGGAUUGAGGAUCGUUUACAGGAUGGCGUCCCUGAUGCAAUUGCUGCAUUCAGAGAGGCUGGGAUUCAAAUAUGGGUGCUGACUGGGGAUAAGCAGGAAACAGCAGUCAACAUUGCCUAUUCAUGCAAACUUCUAGACCAAAGAGAUACUGUCUUUACUAUUAAUACUGAAAGUAAGGAAACCUGUGAAUCCCUGCUGGAUAUCACACUGGAAGAAGUGAAGAAGGCUCAAGUAAUUGCAAGAACGAUGUGGAAUAUUUUUGGCAUUGAACUGCCAUUUUCUUGGUCAAGCGCUGUGACUCCAAAUCCUGCUGUUGGUCUGGUGGUUGAUGGGAGCACUCUGAAUACCAUUUUCCAGGGACAACUUGAAAAUAAGUUUCUUGAAUUAGCUAAGUACAGCCGUUCAGUUUUGUGUUGCCGGUGUACUCCACUACAAAAGAGCAUGGUAGUCAAACUUGUACGGAGUCAACUGAAAGUCAUGACCUUAGCAAUUGGUGAUGGUGCAAAUGAUGUAAGUAUGAUUCAGGCUGCUGAUGUUGGAAUUGGCAUUUCUGGACAAGAAGGCAUGCAGGCUGUCAUGGCCAGUGACUUUGCCAUAUCUCGGUUUAAGCACCUCAAGAAGUUGGGUCUCGUCCAUGGGCACUGGUGUUAUUCUCGCUUGGCAAAGAUGGUAAUUUACUUUUUCUAUAAAAAUGUGGCCUACGUCAAUCUGCUCUUCUGGUACCAAUUUUUCUGUGCUUUCUCGGGGGCCUCCAUGAUAGACUACUGGCAAAUGAUCUUUUUCAAUUUGUUUUUCACUUCUGUGCCACCCAUCCUUUCUGGAGUCCUGGAUAAAGAUAUUUCUGCAGAAAUUCUAUUAAGUUUGCCUGAGCUAUACAAGAGUGGACAAAACUCAGAGAUAUACAGGCCACUGACAUUUUGUGUUGCCAUUUUGGAGGCUUUCUACCAGAGUCUCAUCUGCUUCUUUGUCCCUUAUCUCGUGUACUAUGAUUCUGAUAUUGGUGUUUUCACAUUUGGGACAAUCAUCAACACCGUCUCCCUCUUCACCAUUCUUUUUCACCAAGCCUUAGAAUUUAAAACUUGGACGCUGUUCCAUUGGAUAACAAUAAUUGGGAGUAUUCUGCUUUACUUCAUUUUUUCAACCAUCUACAAUGCUGCUUGUAUCAUUUGCAACCAUCCCACCAAUCCUUACUGGAUUAUGGAGAUGCAAUUCUCAAACCCCAAUUUUUAUCUUAUUUGCCUCAUCACCCCAACUGUAGCACUUCUACCAAGGUACUUUAUCCUGGCUGUUCAAGGAACCCUCCAGGUUUCUCCCAUUCUCAAAGCCCAGUACCUGGAUAAACUCCCUAAGGAACAACAGGACCAGGAAAUACGGAAAUGGAAAUCAAGGAGACAAGCGACAUCUCCAGGGGCAACAGUCCCCAGUGAUGAACUUAGCCAACCCACUGCAAAUGUGAGCCUGUCAAUAUUUGAUCACGAAGGAGGAGGAAUGGCACUUUCUGGGAAUGGUGGUCAUCAGAAUCUCUGCCCCCCAGAGCAGGAUGUAAUAGGAAAGUGGAUGCCAGAUGCAGAAAGCAGUGACCAGGCCAAAAGAUGGACAGAGGAGGAGGCUGGAGGUGCCAGUUUCUUUUCCACAGAAGCUUCUCUUGGGCAGUCUCUUGCUUCAAAACCCUUUUCUGGCUUCCUUCCCAGCAAUGCUGAAAGUUCUGUUAGAAGGAGCCAUCGGAGAUCUGUGAGUGCAGUGACUCUAUGAAGCAGCUUGAACUCCUGCUUUUAAAAGUUGCCGUGCCUUUGAACAUUCUUGCCUUCCACAUAGCAGGAGAAGGAAACAGGGGGAAAUAAAACUUCUAUUUAUAUUAAAUAACAAAGGCUACUAGAAAGUGACGUGCAAUAUAAUUUCACCAGCAUAUUGGAGUAAUGCUUCUUUUCACAAUAUGACAUGCCUCAAGUAAACAAUUGUUUACUUAUUUGGAGAAAUAAAAGUUCCACAUUAUUUGAAGAAAUAUUACAUUAGCAUUCCCAAAAUGUGAAAGAGACUCUGCUUGGAAACCAAAUGUCACCUGGAGAUGAUCAGGGGGUUUUUCCAGGUCAUUUCCUGUCUUCUGUAUCAUGCCCUUAACUUGCCACUUAUCACCUUUAUCAUGGCUAGCAGAUUAAUAGAUGUAUAUCUACAAUCCAGUUAUUUCACAAUGCAAUACUUACACAAAGAUCAUCAGAUUUAAGAAUGAACCCACUGGACUGAACUCAUUAGCCUGGACAUUUUGCAAGGCAUCAUCCAUGUUUGAAGAUUUUUUAAAGAACUUUCUUUUACAGUAAAUUAUUAUAAUACACAACAGUUUCUGCUUUGUUGCUGUUCCCUAUUUGAGUGGUUUGUGUUACCAACAACCAAAUCGUAAAUGCUUCUGCUGGAAUGUAGACACUGUUAAUUUCAAAGGAAAUGCCUUCCAAGAAAAGAUGUGAUUGAGACCAGGAAAAUUUUUGAUUUAAGCCAGAGCAGUUAAGUGGCUAUACUUGAAUUUAACCCAGUUUAGCUCCAUUGAAGUCAAUGGGGCAGAAGAAGCUUAAACCCACCGGUUCUACUUUAACAGGUUUUAUAGAUAAUUACUUACCUAGAUAAGACUUGGCCUGAGUCAGAGGAAUGAAGACGAAAAUUACUAUCAGAGUGCGAGUUUCCAUCCAGUACCAUUCAUGAAUUCAGGAUGAAUCACCACCUGCUGCUUUUACCUUGUGGUUUGGAUGCCUACUCCCCUGCUUUGUUGUAUAAAUUAAUUCCGGCAGGGGCUAAAUGACAUAGAAGUGCAUGGCAUAGAACUGGAAGGGUCUUCCAGGGUCAUCUAGUCCAACUUUCACAAUGCAGGAAAUUCCUAACUACCUUCCACUGAUUCCCUCAAGGACUCCUGUCCUAUGCCCAGAGCAAGACAAAAAACCUUUAGGAUCUCGGGCCAAUCUGGCCUGGAGGAAAAUUCCUUCCUGACCCCAAGGUGGCAAUUGGCAUUAUCCUGGGCAUGUAAGAAAGGACCACAAGAGCCAAACACUGACACAAUCCUUCCUACCCUCCCUCUCGUGAUCUGCCUCAGUUCACAGAAUCAGAAUUGCUGGCCAUCUAGCCUCUGCUUAAAAACCUCCAAUGAAAGAGAGCCCACCCACUCCUGAGGAAGCCUGUUCCACUGAGGAACUGCGCUGUCAGGAAGUUCUUCCUAACGUUUAGCUGAAAACUCUUUUGAUUUAAUUUCAACCCAUUGGUUCUGGUCCAGCCUUUUGGGGCAACAGCAAAUAACUCAGCUCCAUCCUCUAUAUAACAGCUUUUGAAGUACUUGAAGAUGUUUAUGAUAUCAUCUUUCAGCCAUUUCCACUCUAGACUAAACAUAACCAGCAUCUUCAGCCUUUCCUCAAACAACAGGCAGAGGAAGAACCAGAUAUCCAUUUUGAUCCCCAUCAUGUUUUCCUCACAGCAUUUCCUCACAAACCAAAGCAAACAAGUGGGCCUGUUUUAAAACCUACCUUAGAGGUGGAAGGAGCCAGUCUGCCUUAAUCCGUGUCCUUGGGCAAACUGCUGGCUCAGCAUCAGGCCUCUAUAUAUCAGUGACACAGAGAGAGAUUUAUUGUGAAAACUGUUAAGAUAAUGCUUUGUAAAGCAUUUUCCACCCUACAGGUAUAACAUAUGAA